AUGUACAUUAAGUCAAUUGUUCUCGAAGGUUUUAAAUCCUAUGCUCAGAGGACGGAAAUUAAUGGCUUUGACCCGUUAUUCAAUGCCAUUACUGGCUUGAAUGGUAGUGGCAAAUCCAAUAUCUUAGACUCCAUCUGUUUCGUGCUGGGAAUCAGCAAUCUGUCACAGGUGCGAGUUUCCAGCUUGCAUGAUCUAGUUUAUAAGAGUGGGCAAGCUGGAAUUACAAAGGCAACCGUGUCUAUUAUCUUUGAUAAUUCAAACAAAAGUCGAAGUCCACUGGGAUUUGAAGCUAAUGAUGAGAUCACUGUGACUAGGCAGGUUGCUGUUGGAGGUAGAAGUAAGUAUCUUAUCAAUGGUAUGAAUGUUCCCAACGGUCGUGUCCAGGAUCUCUUCUGUUCUGUUGGACUCAAUGUCAAUAAUCCUCACUUCCUCAUUAUGCAGGGACAAAUUACCAAAGUUCUAAAUAUGAAGCCACCAGAGAUUUUAGCUAUGAUUGAAGAAGCAGCUGGAACUAAGAUGUUUGAGUCCAAGAAAAUAUCUGCACAGAAAACCAUGGAGAAGAAGGAAGCCAAACUAAAAAACAUUGAAAUGGGCCUAUAUGAGGAGAUCAGUCCAACUGUACUGAAACUGAGAGAGGAACGAGCAUUGUAUCUAGAAUACCAAAAAUUAGUGCGAGAAGUAGAGCGUUUAAGCCAUUUUUGUAUAGCUUAUCAGUUUGUUCUGGCUGAAGAAACAAAGGCAUGCUCCAGUGAUAAGUUAAAGGAAGUGCAGUCUAAUAUAGAGAACUUUCAGAAAUCAAGGGCUGGAAUUGAACAGAAGAUAAAACAACUUAAUGAAGACAUAGCGGAGAUGGAAAAGGAAAAAGAUAAGGAAGGUGGUUGUAAACUCCAUGAACUAGAAGUUGCUCUUUCAGCACAUCAAAGAGUUAAUAUGAAAGUACGAAGCGCUCUUGAUCUCCAGAAGCAAAACUUAAAAGGUGAAGAGGUUAAGUACAAGGAAUUGGUGACAUGUAUGCAGAAGGAUUCUAAAGCAUUAGUAUCAAAGGAGAAAGAAGUAAAGAAUCUAGAGAAAGAACUAAAUGUUUUACUGGAAGAAAGUGAAAAAGAUGCACAUGCUUUAGCUGCAGCACAGCAGCAUUUUAAUGCUGUAUCUGCUGGCCUGUCCAGCAAUAAGGAUGGUGAAGAAGCUACUCUUUCAGGACAGAUGAUGAUCUGCAAAAAUGAAAUUAGCCAAGCACUAACAGAGGCUAAACAGGCUCAAAUGAAAUUGAAUUAUGCACAAAAAGAAUUAAAGGCAAAAGAAGCUGAAGUUAAGAAGAUGGAUGAAGGCUACAAGAAAGACCGAAAUGCCUUGGAAGCUGUUGAAAAAAUGAAAAUAACCCUAGAGAAGCAAAUGAAGGAGCUGAACUAUUCAGAAGAAAAAGGAGAAGCCCUCCUAGCAAAAAAGAAGACAUUGAUUUCUGAUAUCAGCCAGCUAAGAGAACUGUGUGAAAAUUUAAUGGCAAAAUUUCCUCAUCUACAGUUUACCUACAAACAUCCAGAAAAAAAUUGGAAUCCAAACCAUGUGAAAGGCACUGUUGUGUCUCUUUUCACUGUGAAAGAUCUAUCCAAUGCCAAAGCCCUGGAAGCGGUGGCUGGAGGGAAACUCUAUAACAUUAUUGUGGACACAGAAGUUACUGGCAAAAAGCUUUUAGAGAAGGGUGAACUAAAGCAUCGAUACACCAUCAUUCCCUUAAACAAAAUUUCAGCCAGGUGUGUUCAAGAAGACAUAGUCAAGUUGGCCCGAAGCUUGGCUGGGCAUUGUAACUUGUAUUUAGCCAUUUCUCUAAUUGGAUAUGAAUCUGAACUGCAGAAGGCAAUGGAAUAUGUCUUUGGAACAACACUGGUCUGUAAUAACAUGGAUAAUGCCAAGAAAGUGACUUUUGACAAAAGGAUAAUGACAAGAAGUGUUACUCUUGAUGGAGAUGUGUUUGAUCCCCAAGGAACUCUGCAUGGAGGUGCAUCCUCACAAGCUGCACCAAUAUUGUCUAAACUUCAAGAAGUGAAAGAUUAUGAAGUAGAACUCAAGAUAAAGGAAUCUGAACUUGAAGCUGUAGAGAAUGAGUUGGCAAGCUUGAAGAAGGUUGCUGAAAGGUAUCAGCAGCUGAAGCAGCAAUGGGAGAUGAAGUCUGAGGAAGCAGAGCUGCUGCACAAGAAGCUUUGUCAAAGUGCUUACCACAAACAAGAGGAAGAGCUGAUUGCCCUGAAGAAAACCAUUGCAUCUUGUGAAGAGACAUUAAACAAAACUGAAGAGACCAAAAAGAAGGCAGAAAAAAAAUACAAGGAAUUAGAGAAUAAACUUAAAAAUGCAGAAGCAGAGUGUCUAAAAGAGCGAAAAAAUGCAGAGCAGAAUCUAGAUAAUGCCAAGAAAAAGGCAGACACUUCAAGCAAAAAAAUAAAAGACAUGCAGCAGGAAGUCAAAGCUUUAGUUCUGGAACUUGAAGAGCUGAAACAAGAGCAGGCCUCCUAUAAACAACAGAUAACAGCUGCAGAUGAAGCAAUCAAAUCCUACCAGAAUCAAGUUAAUGCUCUGGUGACUGAAGUGGCUGAAACAGAGGAAUCUGUAGAGAAAGCACAGAAGGAGCUUGCCAAGCAAAAGGAAGUAAUUGCAUUAUAUGAUAAUGCAAUUAAAGACAAAUCUGCAGAGAUGGUAAAAUACAGAGAACAAAGUAAUGAAUUACAUCUGAAGAUUAAAGAAUUAGAACACGGCAUAAUCAAAUGUCAACAAGAAGCUGCUGAUGCUGCUGCCAAGGUGGCCAAAAUGCUGAAAGAACACAAGUGGAUAACUUCAGACAAGGAACUCUUUGGCCAGCCAAACACAGCCUAUGAUUUCAAUAAUUACAGCCCUAAAGAAGCAACUCAGAAGCUGCAGAAAUUACAGGAGCAUAAAGAGAAGUUGGAAAGGAAUGUGAACACACAAGUUAUGAGCAUGCUUUCUGAGGCAGAGGAAAGGUAUGAUGACUUAAUGAAGAAAAAGGAAGUUGUAGAGAAUGACAGGGAUAAAAUUCUUGUAACUAUUGAAGAGAUUGACCGGAAGAAAAAACAAGCUUUAGAUAUUGCUUGGAAAAAGGUGAAUGAAGACUUUGGUUCCAUUUUCUCAAUACUCCUACCUGGAGCCAGAGCAAAGCUAUCAGCCUCUAAAAAUGGCAAUCGCUUUAUUGGUAUGGAGUUCAGAGUUGCCUUAGGAAACACCUGGAAGGAAAACUUAACAGAACUUAGUGGAGGACAAAGAUCGUUGGUGGCCUUAUCCUUGAUAUUAGCCAUGCUCCUCUUCAAACCUGCCCCAGUUUACAUCUUGGAUGAAGUGGAUGCAGCCCUUGAUCUCUCCCAUACCCAGAAUAUUGGGCAGAUGCUUCGAACUCAUUUCAGACACUCCCAGUUUAUUGUGGUGUCCUUGAAGGACGGAAUGUUCAACAAUGCAAAUGUCCUCUACAAGACCAGGUUUGUGGAUGGUGUAUCCAGUAUUGCAAGAUACAGACAGACUAAAAACAAAGAAAAGGAUCUGCCUGCAAAAGCACACAAAAAUAUAGAACAUUGACUAUGGUGAGCUGGGAAGAAUUGGUCUUCUACAUGCAGUAGAAAUCAAAUAAAUGUUCCCUGUUGCUUCCUAAUGUUAAUGUUUAUAAUGUUACGUUUUUGUAGGCGU
Messenger RNA from Zonotrichia leucophrys gambelii, 3684 nucleotides. It is a transcript of the gene SMC2, whose product is annotated as structural maintenance of chromosomes 2. Gene Ontology annotation, cellular component: chromosome. Lineage: Eukaryota; Metazoa; Chordata; Aves; Passeriformes; Passerellidae. The record is from RefSeq and is a predicted model, not a curated record. Gene Ontology annotation, molecular function: ATP hydrolysis activity; ATP binding; protein binding. Gene Ontology annotation, biological process: chromosome organization. The transcript is spliced from 24 exons. The coding region runs from base 1 to 3576 and encodes 1191 amino acids.